Molecule: messenger RNA, 435 nt
Organism: Toxoplasma gondii ME49
Lineage: Eukaryota; Apicomplexa; Conoidasida; Eucoccidiorida; Sarcocystidae
Exons: 1
Coding region: 1-291 (96 amino acids)
Source: RefSeq, a predicted model, not a curated record
AUGACACUUCUUCGUCACUCUCUGUUUCUUCCCUAUGAGUGCCAAGGCACAUACCAUUAUGGUGUCCUAUGCGCAAAAUCCACGCGGCUGGGAUAUUUCUAUGCCAACGUUUCCACAACCUCCCUUUGUCCAAACUGCACAGAUAACGCUGAGCCACAGGCCUGUGCGUCAGGUAAAGCUGUUUCCAUCUCUGUAGUUGCUACCCUUUUGACAAACUGGCUGUGUGAAAGAAGUCGACACCAAAUUCCACUCAAGUCUGUUUUCCAAUUAUACUGGCGGGGAUUGCCAUAGCGGCAAAUCGUGUCGCACUCCAACGAAGCUAUCUGCGUGAAUCUGUUGCAACUAAGAUACGUGCAUUCCUCCUUCCAGCUCUGUUGGCAAAAUGCGUUUGUCUGUGCUCCAGAAGAUCUACAGAAAAAGAGAGAACUGCAGAAG